Molecule: messenger RNA, 864 nt
Organism: Rhodamnia argentea
Lineage: Eukaryota; Viridiplantae; Streptophyta; Magnoliopsida; Myrtales; Myrtaceae
Product: serine carboxypeptidase-like 48
Exons: 6
Coding region: 1-864 (287 amino acids)
Biological process (GO): proteolysis
Cellular component (GO): vacuole
Molecular function (GO): serine-type carboxypeptidase activity
Source: RefSeq, a predicted model, not a curated record
AUGGUAGUAGGAGUUGUCGAAUACAUUGGGCGUUUCAUGGUCCAUUGGCGCGAUAUUGUCCUCCCCGCUUUUGCUGAUCGUGUUCACCAAGGGCACAAGGCAAAGGAAGGAAUUCAUAUAAACCUGAAGGGGUUUGCAAUUGGUAAUGGCCUAACCGAUCUUCAGAUCCAGUAUGGAGCAUACGCAGAUUAUGCUCUAAACAUGGGGUUAAUCACGCAGUCCGAUCAUGACAGCAUUGACACUUUGUUCCCAAAAUGCAAACAGGUGGUUCAACAGUGGCUACCAACCAAGGGUGGAGAUACCUGUGGGUUCACAUUUCCCCCUUGCAUCGGUAUUUUCAGUAAGAUCAAGCACAAUACUGGGAAAAUCAAUAGCUGUGAGGAGGGGCACUGGUGCUCUGACUUCUUAAACAUGGAGACAUUCCUGAACCAAAAGACGGUCAGAGAUGCUCUAGGGGUUGGGGAUAUAGAGCUUGUGACGUGCAGCAGGGCCGUGUACGAAGCGAUCUUCCAGGAUUGGAUGAAGAAUCUCGAAGCAGGUAUCCCCGCGCAUCUUGAGGACGGGCUGAAGGUGCUCAUCUAUGCCGGUGAAUAUGAUCUCAUCUGUAAUUGGCUUGGAAACUCCAACUGUGUUCAUGCCAUGGAGUGGUCUGGUCAGAAUCAGUUUGGGACAUCUCCAACUGUUCAUGAUGCUGGGCACAUGGUUCCGAUGGAUCAGCCGAAAGCUGCUCUACAUAUGAUAAAGAGCUGGAUGGCGGACAAAUGUCGCCAUGGUGGAGCAGAUAAAGCUGAUCCCCAAAUGCUAAAGAGCUUGAUGGCGGGCAAAGUCGCUGUGGCUUGUGCAGACAGCGAGAUUGCUACUUAA